This is a messenger RNA of Carica papaya (papaya), 2584 nucleotides long. It is a transcript of the gene F2KP, whose product is annotated as fructose-2,6-bisphosphatase. Gene Ontology annotation, biological process: fructose metabolic process; fructose 2,6-bisphosphate metabolic process. Gene Ontology annotation, cellular component: cytosol. Gene Ontology annotation, molecular function: fructose-2,6-bisphosphate 2-phosphatase activity; 6-phosphofructo-2-kinase activity; starch binding. Lineage: Eukaryota; Viridiplantae; Streptophyta; Magnoliopsida; Brassicales; Caricaceae. The record is from RefSeq and is a predicted model, not a curated record.
AUGGGGACGGGUGUGUCAAAGAACACGGAGGGAUGUUUGCAGGGAGGAGAGGGGAGAGAGGAGGAGAGCCUUGACCAAGCAGGCGGUCAACUCUAUGUGUCACUGAAGAUGGAGAAUUACAGGGUUAAAGGCGACCUUAUUCCUCACGUUUAUGGCUCUGUCCCUCUUGUUGGUUCCUGGGAUUCUUCUAAAGCUCUUUCAAUGCAACGUGAAUCGGCGUCAAUGUGGGAAUUAAGCUUUGUUGUUCCUCCUAAUCACGAGACUUUGGAUUUCAAGUUUCUUUUGAAGCCAAAGUACGGCAAUAUACCAUGUAUUGUUGAGGAAGGUCCAAACCGACAAUUUACUGGGGGUACCUUGCAAGGGGAUGCAAGGGUGGCACUCUUUAAGCUGGAAGGUGACGAGGUUCUUGAAUAUCGAGUAUUCAUAAAAGCAGAUAGGGUUUCCCCAUUUGACCUUGCUGCUAGUUGGAGAGCCUAUCAAGAGAACUUCCAGCCUUCAACUGUUCGUGGAAUUCCUGAUGUUAGUAUAAAUUCUGUGCCUGCAUCUGGUGCCGAGAAUGGCUCUUCAACUAGUUUGGAGCUUGACCUUGAACACUAUGUUAUCCCUGCUCCUGCAACUUCUGCAAACUCAGGUCUGGUUUAUGCAGCUAAUUUGACAGAGAAUCCACGGUCAUUAACCCGUGCUGGGGUUUUCUCAAACAAUGAUGGAUCGGGCCCUAUACUAAAUACCUCCAAAGACAGUGGUAUUACUGCUGAUCGUCCUCCAACUAUAAAGGAGAUGGAGGUCAUCGUCCCUGAUCCUUCAAAGAUUUAUCCAGGUUCAGGGACAGUUGAGUUGAAGUCAGUGGGAACUUUUUCACCUUUGCAAAAGCAAGAUGGUCACAGGGGACUAUUUGUGGAUAGGGGUGUUGGAUCUCCCAGGCUGGUUAAAUCAGGAAGUUCAAGUACUUUUUCUGCUGAUCUCAAAUUGGAUGAAGAAACUAAGAAUACAAUGCCAGCAGCUGCAGGAGCUGUUGCAGCUGCGGCUGUAGCUGAUCAGAUGCUUGGACCGAAGGAGGAUAGGCAUUUAGCAAUUGUUCUGGUUGGUUUGCCAGCUCGAGGAAAGACUUUUACUGCAGCAAAGCUAACAAGAUACCUACGCUGGUUAGGGCACGGCACCAAGCACUUCAAUGUCGGAAAGUAUCGACGCCUUAAGCACGGAACUAAUCAGUCUGCUGAUUUUUUCCGAGCUGACAAUCCUGAAGGCAUGGAGGCACGUAAUGAGGUAGCAGCCUUGGCAAUGGAUGAUAUGAUAGCUUGGAUGCAAGAAGGUGGCCAGGUUGGAAUAUUUGAUGCUACUAAUAGUAGCAGGAAAAGAAGGAAUAUGCUAAUGAAAAUGGCUGAAGGAAAAUGCAAGAUAAUUUUUUUGGAAACGAUCUGCAAUGAUGAGCGCAUUAUUGAAAGAAACAUACGUCUAAAAAUUCAGCAAAGCCCUGACUAUGCAGAAGAACCAGAUUUUGAAGCUGGAUUAAGAGAUUUUAGAAACCGAUUAGUCAACUAUGAAAAGGUUUAUGAGCCGGUGGAAGAAGGAUCUUACAUCAAAAUGAUUGAUAUGGUGAGCGGGCAUGGGGGGCAAAUACAGGUUAACAACAUAAGUGGCUAUCUUCCUGGACGAAUUGUGUUUUUCUUGGUGAAUACACAUCUCACGCCACGCCCAAUAUUACUUACCCGGCAUGGAGAGAGUCGGGAUAAUGUUAGAGGCAGGAUUGGUGGGGACAGUGUACUGAGUGAUGCUGGAGAAAUUUAUGCAAAGAAACUUUCUAACUUUAUUGACAAGCGACUGAAAUCUGAAAGGGCAGCUUCUAUAUGGACUAGCACACUGCAAAGAACAAUUCUGACGGCAGGUCCAAUUGUUGGAUUUCCCAAGAUACAAUGGCGUGCGCUUGAUGUAAAUGCUGGAGUUUGUGAUGGAAUGACAUAUGAAGAAAUUAAAAAAAACAUGCCUGAUGAGUACGAGUCUCGUAAGAAGGACAAACUAAGGUAUCGGUAUCCUCGGGGAGAAUCUUACCUGGAUGUCAUCCAAAGGCUUGAGCCGGUAAUCAUUGAGCUUGAGAGGCAAAGAGCACCGGUUGUAGUGAUAUCUCACCAGGCAGUAUUGCGAGCACUUUAUGCUUAUUUUGCUGAUAGGCCCCUCAAAGAAAUACCGCACAUUGAGGUGCCACUUCACACAAUAAUUGAGAUACAGAUGGGGGUUUCAGGAGUCCAAGAGAAAAGAUACAAGCUCAUGGACUGAAUGAAUAUCCGGUAAGAGAGACUUUCUUUUUUCUAAAGAAUGAUGAUUUGGUACAGUCAAACCACCGAUGUAAUAUUUUCAUUCUUUGAAUUACGAUUUAACCAAAUGGGUAGCCUUAGCUGAACCGAGACUCCAAUAAAAAAUCAUCAAUACACAAGGCUUUCACUCUCUUUAAUUGUAUAAAAUGCACGGUGCUUUUGGCAUAGGAAUCCCUACUCCUUUUGAUCAAUAUGUAUACAUUUGAUUGCCUUGAGAGUAGUCAUAUUGUAUCUUCUGUAAAUAAAAAUAUAUUAUAGUGAUGCUUUGCUUCCAA